This is a messenger RNA of Centruroides sculpturatus (bark scorpion), 1272 nucleotides long. RefSeq lists its product as uncharacterized. The record is from RefSeq and is a predicted model, not a curated record. The coding region runs from base 364 to 1032 and encodes 222 amino acids. NCBI's taxonomy places the organism in Eukaryota, Metazoa, Arthropoda, Arachnida, Scorpiones, Buthidae. The transcript is spliced from 7 exons.
UUACGCAGUUUAUGCAUUUUAUUAUUCAUAAAGCGAUAAAGAUUUUGAAAGGGGUCGAGUUUUGUUGGACGUCCGAAGACGGGGAAAGUUUUACGGAAACUUGGACAAACUGAGACAAAUUCCCAGUUCCCCUCCCUCUCAACGGCCCCGACGUUGUAUUAUACUGUAUAAAUUGUUAGGCAUGGCGUUACAAAAUGAUGCCAUGUCUAACAAUUUUCAAUGGUAUAAAUGCUGACACGUUAUGGAAAUCUUUAUAUGAACUUUAAUUAACUUUCCAUUUAUGUGUCCCAUGUAAUAAAUGUUCUAUUGAUUUAGAACUCCCCCCCGUUCUUUUUCAUUUAAAUUAUUUCCGUUGCGUUUAGUAUGUUUUCGAAUUUUUUUUUUCUUUUUACAUUCUUUUUAAGUUUGAAUUCCAACCGAAGAAGGCCAAUGAUUCUAAUGGAAAAUUCUCUUACUUCCAUUCUUUGCCCCUCACAUGGGCAUUCUUCUGAAGAACCAAACCAGCAUUUGAAUUUGACAAGAGAUAAGAAUCUGAUUAUAAGAGCUAGAGAUCGCGAUUUGGUGUUUCUGGCCGAAGAGAAUUGCAAACUGACAGCAGAAAAGCAUCGUCUUCAACGAGAACUCGAACUCAGAACGAAAAAUCCGAAUUCAUUUUGCUCUAAAUGUCAGUGGACCACCCGAUACACACCAUUUAGAAUUUCCAAUAAGACCGAAUCAAAGUCACGAUAUCACCGAGUCAAUUCAGGAGGAGGAGGAGGAGGAGGAGGAGGAAGAAGAGGAGGAAAAGACCAACAGGUUCUAGAAAUAGAGAUGAAGGAAUCGAAAGAGGAAUGGAAAUGGACAGAUGAUAAAGAAGUAUCAAAAAAAGACCAGUGCCAUCCUCAUAGAAUUGCUUGUGGGGAAACAGAGUAUAGUAAUACCAGUCUACUUUUUCAAAACAAACAUCAUUGUCAGAAAAAUAAAUAUUCGGCUUUCAAAAAGACUGUGAACAAAACAACUAUCCAAUUUUUAAAAGUAAAGAUUCUUCUUUGAUGGAGGAAAUUUCCUUAUCAUGGAAUGUUUCUUGAAAUGUAUAUUUCAUCUAAGAAAAGAGAAGUUUGGAUUCUAUAGUGAAGAGAGGACAAGGAAGAUAUUCAAUUUGUACAAAAAGGAAGUUGAGCGAAUUCGAUUUUAAAAGAAUGGAAUAAUAAUAAUUUUAUUAUUAUUAUAUGAAAGAAUGUAUACAAAAAUUUUUUACUUUCUUUAUAUGUUAAUACAUUUGGAAAAAUAAUC